Prorocentrum cordatum is the source of this 1438-nucleotide messenger RNA. Lineage: Eukaryota; Dinophyceae; Prorocentrales; Prorocentraceae. The record is from the annotation of a GenBank genome assembly.
AGCAGAGACUACGGGCACGGGACCUCCCACUGGGACUCAGGGUACUCUUGCAUCCCGGUGCUGUCGCCUGGCCGCGUGCCCGACCUGGCUAGGUCUCAGUUUUGCACUUGCACUCCGGAGCCUUUUCGGCUCCUUUUAGCACGGGGUUCGCCGCCAGCCCGGCAUGGUAGGUGUGACGAAACGUCAUGUCUGCUCGGUCAAGCACUGUGGCUCUCGCACGCGGAGCCUCGACCCAGCGGACCACACGCGCCCGCUGUGCAAGGAGCAUGGCGGCGAAGACGCGGACGCGUCGGCGAGGCUCGUGGGCCUUCGGCAAGGGGCCCGCAACGUCCGCGAAGAACAGCUUCACCAGGUCGCCGUGUUGGCUGCGUUCGUGAACGCUUCGGCGGUAAGCACAGUGGAAAAAGUCCACGGCCAGCAAACAGCGAACGCACUCUUCCAGAAGGUGGUUUCGGACCCCCAGGUCCUGAAGUUUUUACAACGCGACGAGUGGACAGAGCACGCUCGUGGCGAGGCGAACUUCGCUUUGAACGCCACGGACUUGUACCUCAGGGACUUCCUCCACCACACCCAGUUCUCUGAACAACUCUUGCACCUGUUCGUCACACGGCUACACUUCAACGCGGACGGAGCCAGCAAGACCCUUUUCUCCGACUACGAGCGGAUGUUUGGACAGCCUCUGGCCGAGGGCAAGACGUUCAGUCGAGCCACCUUCCUGGAGGCUGCCCUUUCCCACAACAUCCCAAGCCACUACCCGCACUACAAGCUGCAGCUGUACAACAACGAACGCAACCGACAGCUCUCCAACGGCACCGUCGCCGACACGCACGACACGAAGAAGUACGGCUUCCAGUUGCGCGUGUUGGCGGGGUGGCUCGACGAGCUGCUCCGGUCUCGAGCCUUCAGCAAGACGGCGGCCGCCGUCAUGGGCGGCACCUCCUUGGACAAAGCGCUCCGGACGAAGUUGUUCGUUAACACGGAGUGGCACCGGAUGCUCAUAGGGCGCGAUGUGACGGCCGUCAACCCCGAGGCAGCCGCCCGCGGCGGCUUCUCUUUGACCACCGACACCUUCGUCGGGGGCGGCGCCAAAGAGGUCCUCGAGCGCUGCACGGCCCCAGGCACUGACUGGUCCGCCCGGCUCGUCGCGGUCCACGAGAGCCUCACGCCCCUGCUGUUCGGCGUAGACUUGUACUGCCCACGGCGCACCGUCAGCCAGACCGAGGACCAGCUGUGCGAGCUCCGCCGGUGGGAGACCCGGGAGCAGAAGAAGCGCGGCCGCUUGCGCAAGGGCGGGGCGCGCGUCGUCGACGCGCAGCUCACCCGGCGCGGCCGCCUUCGCAAGCACUGGCGGGCGCUUGGGUUCAAGAAGAAGCCCAGCCCGCCCGACUACCUCGCCAACGCCGGCGUGGUGAGGGCGAGGGCGUUGGACCUCCGGUGA